Anolis sagrei ordinatus is the source of this 1999-nucleotide messenger RNA. It is a transcript of the gene KBTBD8, whose product is annotated as kelch repeat and BTB domain containing 8. The record is from RefSeq and is a predicted model, not a curated record. NCBI's taxonomy places the organism in Eukaryota, Metazoa, Chordata, Lepidosauria, Squamata, Anolidae. Gene Ontology annotation, molecular function: protein binding. Gene Ontology annotation, biological process: neural crest cell development.
AGGAGGGAGGGGCGGAGGGGCGCGCGCUCUGAGGCCUGCAGGGCGGCUGCCGGGUCCACAGAGUGACAGGAUGAUGAGGAAUUAUCUGAACUGUCUUUGAGCUGAGCUAUUGUAAUGUGCCCUAUAUACUCAAAAUUUUACUCAAAAAAUCAACCCCAAAAUCUGGGUCAAUUUAUCAACAGAACAAAGCAAGUUUUCACAAACAUUGAACGUAACUCCUUCCUCAAGCCCCCCAGCCCGUGGUGGAAUGGAUCCUUCCCAUGCUUGCAGCAUUCUCCAGCAGCUCAAAACUAUGUAUGAUGAAGGGCAGCUAAUAGAUAUUGUUGUGCAAGUGGAUCAUGGGAAAACCUUUUCCUGUCAUCGGAACGUUCUUGCUGCAAUCAGUCCUUAUUUCAGAUCAAUGUUCACUAGUGGCCUUACUGAGAGUACCCAGAAGGAAGUUCGGAUAGUUGGUGUUGAAGCAGAGUCCAUGCAUUUAGUACUGAACUAUGCAUAUACCUCCAGAGUAACACUGACAGAGGCCAAUGUCCAAGCUUUGUUCACUGCAGCUAGUAUCUUCCAGAUUCCUUCUAUCCAAGACCAGUGUGCUAAAUACAUGAUCAGUCAUUUGGACCCGCAGAACUCAAUAGGCGUGUUUAUCUUUGCUGAUCACUAUGGGCAUCAGGAACUAAAAGUCAGAUCCCAAGACUACAUUCGGAAAAAGUUUCUGUGUGUCACCAAAGAGCAGGAGUUUCUUCAGCUGAGGAAAGACCAACUCAUAAGCAUCCUGGACAGCAAUGACUUGAACGUCGACAAGGAAGAGCAUGUCUAUGAAAGCAUCAUAAGAUGGUUUGAACAUGAACCCAACAAAAGAGAAGCUCAUUUGCCAGAAAUUUUUGCCAAAUGCAUCCGCAUGCCCCUGUUAGAUGAAGCAUUCAUAGAACAAAUUCCCCCAAUGUUUGCACAGACUAUAGCCCAAAACUGUGUACAGGAAGAACAAAGUAGUGCCAACGGCUAUACCCAGCGGCUUGGGAUGACUGCUUCGGAAAUGAUCAUCUGCUUCGAUGCUGCCCACAAACACUCAGGAAAGAAGCAAACAGUGCCUUGUUUAGAUUCUGACACAGGGAGAGUCUUCAAACUAUGCAAGCCACCCAAUGAUUUGCGAGAAGUGGGGAUCCUUGUUUCACCCGAUAAUGACAUUUACAUUGCUGGAGGGUACAGGCCAAGCAGUAGCGAGGUCUCCAUAGACCAUAGAGCAGAAAGUGACUUCUGGAUGUAUGAUCAUUCGGGCAAUAGAUGGAUCCCUAAGGCUCCACUGCUUCGUGCCAGGAUAGGCUGCAAACUUGUUCAUUGCUGUGGUAAACUGUAUGCAAUAGGAGGCCGGGUUUAUGAAGGAGAUGGACGCAACUCACUGAAAUCAGUGGAGUGUUAUGACAGCCGAGAGAACUGCUGGACAGCUGUCUGUCCAAUGCCUGUAGCGAUGGAGUUUCAUAAUGCUGUGGAAUACAAAGAGAAUAUCUAUGUUUUACAGGGAGAAUUUUUCCUCUGCUAUGACCCUCAAAAGGAUUACUGGGGUUUCUUGACUCCUAUGACUGUGCCUAGGAUCCAGGGUUUGGCAGCUGUCUACAACAACUCCAUCUACUACAUUGCUGGAACCUGUGGAAACCAUCAGCGUAUGUUUACCGUAGAGGCCUAUGACAUUGAACUGAACAAGUGGACUCAGAAGAAAGACUUCCCAUGUGACCAGUCCAUUAAUCCAUACAUUAAACUUGUUGUCCUCAAAAAUAAGCUGCAUUUGUUUGUUCGAGCCACUCAAGUCACCGUUGAAGAACACGUCUUUAGGACCAGCAGGAAGAAUUCGCUUUAUCAGUACGACGAAGUUACUGACCAGUGGCAUAAAGUGUACGAAACCCCAGAUAAGCUCUGGGAUCUUGGACGUCAUUUUGAAUGUGCUGUUGCUAAAUUGUAUCCACAGUGUCUUCAGAAAGUUAUUUGACUCCAUCUCCCCCCCCCCCCCCCC